GAGCGUUUCAAUAACAAUGUCUUCAGUUCAUCAUCUGAGAGAGUUUAUCAGAGAGCGACUAACAGCUGCUGUUGAAGAAAUAUUCACAGAGUUUGAUAAAACCAUCGUCCUGUUCGAGAAAGAGAUCGAUCGUCACCGCAGACUGCUGGAUACCUGCAAGAAGAAAGCCCAGAGAAACUUCCACACAGCAGAACUUCCACAUCAACAUGUUUAUAAGCAGGAGGAUGUUCCAAUGGACCAGCAGCUCUGUAAUCAAGAGAGGGACUGCAGGCUGGACCACGUAGAACCAGAAACUCCACAGAUUAAAGACAUGCAGGUUGAAUUCUGGAACAGGCAUGAGGUUGAGCAUCUUCUAAAGAAGAAUACGAAUUCCUUCUCGAUGCUUCAGGGUAAAUCCAUCUGUGAAGAAACAUCAGAAAGCAGCAUUAUCGACUUCGAGGAAGACCUGGAUGGUCCGCACCGAUUGUCUCAGAUUAAUUUCAUCACGUCAGAACCCCCACAGGAACAUCUAGCUGAGGAGGACAACCUUUGGAACAGCCAACAACUCUAUGACCACAAAAGAAAAUCUAGUUUGGACCAGGAAGUCCAGACUAGAGUCUUACAACAGAACAGCAAAGAACAGGUGAAACGAGAACCUCCACAGGUUAAUGAAUACCAUGAGGAACCAGAACCUCUACAAAUCAAAGAGGAGCAAGACUUUUUCAGCAUUCAGGACGAGGAGCAGCUUGUUCUAAAGGAAGAAACUGAUGUUCUCAUUAUUAAUUUUGAUGAAUGUGACAGCAUCAAAUCAGGACCAACCAGCACCCAGCUCCUCUCUCAUAGCUCUGCAUCAUCACCAUUAAGAGAAGAAUCAAGUUUGGACACAGAUGAAACAACACCAUAUGUUUGCAACACUUGUGGAAAAAGAUUCUCCGACUUAACGUGA
Molecule: messenger RNA, 925 nt
Organism: Nematolebias whitei (Rio pearlfish)
Lineage: Eukaryota; Metazoa; Chordata; Actinopteri; Cyprinodontiformes; Rivulidae
Exons: 4
Coding region: 17-925 (302 amino acids)
Source: RefSeq, a predicted model, not a curated record